Aspergillus pseudotamarii is the source of this 2806-nucleotide messenger RNA. RefSeq names its product putative manganese ion homeostasis (Fr). The transcript has 2 exons. Gene Ontology annotation, biological process: GPI anchor biosynthetic process. The record is from RefSeq and is a predicted model, not a curated record. NCBI's taxonomy places the organism in Eukaryota, Fungi, Ascomycota, Eurotiomycetes, Eurotiales, Aspergillaceae. Gene Ontology annotation, cellular component: endoplasmic reticulum. The coding region runs from base 327 to 2306 and encodes 659 amino acids. Gene Ontology annotation, molecular function: hydrolase activity.
CGGGCUUGUGUAGAUCUAGACAACAAAAUACUAUUAAUAGCCUUCUAGACCCACGACUUGUUCUAACCUUAACCACCGGUGCCUUCACGUGACCCACCUCCGCGGGUCCGUGGAGAUCUCCAGGCCAGGAGACCCCCUGUGUUGUUCAAUUCACCCUCGGUUGACCAUGAUGCUCUGUGUUCAAAAUUUGAAACGUUGAGUGUCAUUGUUCUCCCAAUGAGAACCACCGACGCCGCUUGCCGAUAACCUUUCACCACUUCCGUGUAAAGGCGGAGCAAUGCCGCAGACAGCUUCGCUUUGGCCACGUUCGGGUUGACACAGCAAGCAUGAGUUAUCCAUAUCCAAAUAGCACGAACGCGGAUGCCUAUCGUCCAGGCCGUCGUGACUAUUAUGCCGACUCAUCCAAUGACCACAGCCGUCUUCGCGACACGUUGCCCCCGUGGCUACGACAAUGGGUCGCUGAAAUACAAGCUCAUUGGAUUGCGCCGAGGUUCAGCGUCACAGGGAACUCGCAGGGUAGUAAUGCGCUAAGAGCACGGGCGUGGAGGAUAUUCAGACACAUAUUCACAGUCACGAAUGCUCUGGCUGUUCUCUGGUUCUUUACGCUCUGGUGGGGCGAACGGGCGGUGUUCCAGGAUAGUUUGGAGAGGUGCGCCUGGGAGAAUUGGGAAAAAUGGCCUCGAGAUGCAACACCACAUCACGUUGCUUUUGUCGCAGACCCUCAGUUGGUCGAUCCUCAUACCUAUCCCGGUCGGCCAUGGCCCCUGUCCACAUUGACUGUGAAGUUCACCGAUCAAUAUCUUCGGCGGUCCUUUUCAUCGAUUCAGAGGAAUCUAGGCCCGGACUCGGUGUUGUUUCUCGGUGACUUGUUUGAUGGGGGAAGAGAGUGGGCGACCUCACACAGCUCCAGUCCCGAGAAGCGCUAUCAGAAAUACAAGGAUUCGUUCUGGAAGAAUGAGUAUCAUCGGUUCGUGAGGAUAUUCUCGGACCAGUGGAACGAGGGUGAUCCGCACUCAGGCAACCCCCGAGGCCGGAGGAUGAUCGCUAGUCUACCUGGGAAUCACGAUUUGGGAUUCGGCACCGGGGUUCAACUACCCGUCCGUGAUCGGUUCCAGACAUACUUUGGCCAGAGUAAUCGCGUCGAUGUUAUUGGAAACCACACUUUUGUUUCGAUUGAUACGGUAUCAUUGAGCGCCAUGGAUCAGCCUGACCCAGAGACCGGAAGCACAGGGUCUGGGGACGGACACCCGCCAAACGAGCGUAUUUGGAAAGAAGCAGAGGAUUUCCUGAAUAAUAUGAACGUUCAUCGUGGCAAGGCGGAGAUGGAAGAAUUACGCCUGAUGAAGAACCAAAGUGAAGGCCAUGUGUUUGACCACAAGGUCGUGGAUAUCUCACAGCCUACACUCCAUCAAAGACUCCAACCGGAAGUUGUGGGGUUCCCUGCCAUUCUCCUGACUCAUGUUCCCCUGUAUCGCAAACCGGCCACGCCUUGCGGGCCUCUGCGAGAACACUACCCACCAUCAGAUGGUGAACCGGAAGAAGAUGAACGGAAUGCCCUCUCAAUUGCUGCUGGAUACCAGUAUCAGAAUGUUCUCACGCAAACUAUCUCCAAGGACUUGGUCACGAAGGCGGGCCCCAAUCUUGUCCAUGUCUACUCCGGGGAUGACCACGACUACUGCGAGGUUACCCAUCGCGAAUUUAGUGGCUCUCCCAAAGAAAUCACGGUGAAAAGUCUCUCCUGGGCUAUGGGGGUCCGGCGGCCGGGCUUUCUGCUUACCAGUCUCUGGAACCCUGUUGACCCUGCCACCGGGAAGCCGACUCAUUCAAUGAGUACUGGCGCUACUUUGCAAAACCACUUAUGUCUCCUCCCCGACCAAUUAUCUAUCUUCAUCCGCUACGGCCUGCUAUUCGGCCUUACCCUUGCUGCUCUUCUCGCACGAGCCGCCAUUCUUGUGGUUUACUUCCCCGCAGUGGACUCAUCCGCACCACUUCUUCCCCUCUCUGCAUUUCGCCCUACCCUCCACGUCCACACAGCUAAGGCCCCAAGUUCUAGUACGUCUAGCUCCACAUUUUCCUCACCGGGUGGCUUGGCCAGUCGUGCCGUCAAUGCACCUCCUCGCUACCCCAAAGUGUACGAUGAUACUUACCCCGGUUCAGGUCACGAUGACGUGGACAACGCGAAGUGGAAACCUAGGGUCCCUGCUUCCCGGGGAAUCUGGGGAAUCUGGGGAGAAUUUCUAGACUCUGUCAAAUAUGUCGCUACGAUUGUCUUUGCAUGGUAUUUCUUCUUGAUCUGGCGAUGGUAAAGACCGGAGUAGAGGGGGUGGUGAACAUCGGGAGUCUAGACCUAUAUAGAGAACAUACAUCAUUUUGGUCUCAGAUUUGACAUUCUUGCAUGUCGAAUAUGGGGCAGGAUUUUGUGAUUUCCCUCCCUUUCAUGUCGCUAAAGAUAUAAACCUGGUGUCCCUCUUGUACGGUUCGCCCUAAACUGAAGAAGGUUUCCCAGAAUCAUGGUGGACAAUAUUUUUACUUUCCCUUUUUCUUUUUAACUUUUUUUUUUUUUUACCCUUUCAGUGCUUCUCCUAUGGUGGGGAGUGAGAGAGGGGAGUUCAUGUUUUACCUUUGAGGAGCAACCAUGGCUCAGCCCGAUAGUCAAUAUUAGCCAAAAAAAACUCAAACCCGAUUUUAGUUUUGUUCCUAAGCGUUGGUUCCAACUGUAUAGGGUUAAGGGCUGAUCGUCGAAACGCUGGCUCACCAUAGAAAAUGCAACUUAUACGACGAGAAGCGGGCAAAUCUCGGGGAUUCU